CCGGGCCAAGUCUCCUGUCCUGACUUCAUGUGAUCCUGCGGGGCGGCGUUUGGCUCCAAAAAGAGGAAGACUUUUCCCAGUUGCGGUCAGUCGCUGUCGGCCCCUCACGGAGCUCCGGCCUGCUGCAGCUAGGGGAUAUUUCCACGAGCUGUUGGGACAGUGACGCUGCAGCGGUGAACCACAGACGGUGUUUAGAAACAUGGGAGACGCUCAGUCUGCGCAGCGGGACGUCAGGAGGGAGGCGGCGGAGGAGGAGGAGGAGGAGGAGGAGAGAGGAGCACCGGAGGAUGCUCGGGUCGAUCACAGCACCGAGGAGAAGCCUCUAAGAAAUAAUGGGCAAAUCUCGGAGAUCAAUGGAAAAGCAGACAGCACUCUAGCAGAAGUUGAUGAUCACUGUGGUGAUGCGGUGGCUGCAGACGCUUCCCUCUCUCCAGAGAAAGACGUUUUACAAACAGCGAGGCCACUUAACGAAGAAGGAACACCAUCAGAAAACGUUGAAAUGAAUCAAAAGGAAUCACCUGACGAAACUGAUGCUGUUGAAGAACUACCCCUGGAAAUGACUGAAAUGGAUGCAAAGCAGAAUGACAUCAAUGAAAGCUUUAAGAGAUUCUUCAGUAACAUUGGUUUGAAACUGACAGUAAAAAGAGGCUCAGUCGAAAAUGAUGAAAUAAGAACCGAUGGGCCAGAUGAAACGAACAAGAACAAAUCAGACAGACCAGAAAACACAGAGGAUACCGCGGAUGAACCUAAAAGUGUGAAUGCUGAGCCGGAUAUUGAUCAGAAGACCCAGGGGACUAAUGACAAUGAUUCAACGACAUGUCCUACCCUGACAUCGGAGGAUGCCCAGGAAAAUGCAGAGGAGAAAACAACUGGGGCCAAAGAUGAAUCUGAUACAGAAACACCUUCACCUGUAGUUGAAGACUUAAAGGAACAACAGGAGGCUGCCCUUGAAGAGGAACACCUACACACACCAUCUACAACUAUCCCUGAGGCCGAGGAGGUCGUAUCUCCGGUGAAAAAGUUUUUUACAACUGGAAUCUUUUCAGGGCUACGGAAGAAAAAGAAGUCCACAGGGGAUGAGACAACUGAGAAAGAACUGGUGGACAUGGGGAGAAAGGAAACAGUACAGACAACAGAAAAAACUGUAGAAGUACAACAGGAUAAAGGGGAGAUUGGACAAGAUGUUGAAGCAACGACAGUUGAGAGAGAACACAUAGAAAAUGAACCUAAGGAGAGGAUCAUCUCUACAGCAUCAGCUCAGCCGAUGAAUGAUGGGGAAUCACCGCCCACAGUUCCAGCAACUAUUUCUGUCAAUGAGCCUGAAAUGAGCUCUCAAGACAGAGUUCAAGACAGUCCAAUGAAAUGGUUGCUAUCAGGUUCAAGUUUUAGGAAACUCUCCAAAAAGCAGAGAGGCAGGAAAUCAAGUAAUACAAUGUUGUCAGACUCUGAAGAACACUCGGAUCAGCUCAUGUCACCUACCAAGUCAGCUGAGACCCAGAAAGAAGAAAGUCCGGCACAGCACUCUGCAGAGGCAGCAGGAGAGGACGAUGGUGCGUGGGCCUCUUUCAAAAAACUUGUUACUCCGAAAAAGCAUAUGAAGAAGUCCUCCUUGACCAGUGAAGAGAUACAAAUCUCAGGCUCAACAGAGGAAACAAAACCAAGUGAAAAAGGGCAAAUAUCAGAUCACAGCAUCGAAGAAGGCAAAAAAAGAAAAGAUUCAUCCGUGUCAUGGGAAGCUGUUUUGUGUCGUUCCGGAAGGAGACGGAGCAGAAGCCGAAAAACAUCAGACUCUGAGGAUGAAUCCCCCCAAGUUGAAAAUGACAAUAAGAAGCGAGAGACGCCGCUUGAAAGUUCUAACGAAGUUGAUGGAACUUCACCAGCUUCCCCCAAUGUAGGAAGUCCUUCAGAGGGUGAUGGAGGAUCAACAUGGAAAUCAUUUAAAAAACUUGUGACCCCCAAAAGGAAAGCCAAGGAUGAGGAGGAAAGCAAAGAUAAUGCAAUGUCUGAUAGUGAAAUCACUCAGGACGAUUCCUCCUUUUCAAUAAAGAAGUUUCUCCCAAGAAAAAAGAAGAAGUCUUCUGAAAAUCACGACCAAUUAUCUUCUGAUGAGGCUGAAAAGGAGGUCAUUUCAGGUGAUGAAGACUCUGACACACCAGCUGUGGUUCCCUUGUCGGAGUUUGAUACAAUUGAAACGGAAGUUCACAUUGAAACAACGGCUGAUGUGGAGAGUCAUGUAGCCAAGGAGGCGGACUAUCAAGUGCAGCAAGACCUCCUCGAUCAGACGUCUCAACCAGUCCUACCUUGUGCCUGUCCGGAACCAGAAGUAAAGAAGGUCCAGGACGAUAAGGAUACUUUAAAAAAUGAGACGUCUACAGCUCUUGCUUCAAAUGAGGAACCUGAGGACCUUACAGAAUUAAUCAGUAAACAUGAACAACUCAGUGAUAUCCCAGAAGAGGGUUUAAUUACAGAGACCAAUGCCACUCCGGCUUCAGUCCCUGAGGAGGCAGCUCCAGACGACACUAUAGCUGAGGAUCUGAUAGAGAUCACAUCUGAGGCCAUAACUGCUCUGGAACCUGUAGACAUUACCACCGAAGAUGAAACUGAGAUGAUCUCUGCAGUUUCCCAGCUGUCAGACUCUUCAAACACAUCUGGCAACACAACACCAGUCCCCGUAGAAUAUGAAGUCAAACCUACAGAUGUACUCCUGCAUCAGGUGGUUGGAGCCAUCUCCAUAAGUCCAAACGCUGUCCCAGUGUGUUCAGAAGAGGUAAGCUCAGAAAGAAUAGUUGGAUCUGUCUUGCAUGAAAUACUCGAGACAUUUGUAAAAGAAGAGCCAGCAGUUCUGAAAAUACAUAGCAAAUCAGAUGCAGCCUCCAUUAACAUUGGACUAAAUGUUGAAGAACUGGACAAGAUCGACAAACUCACAACAACAGCCCAAAUAGAGGGCUUAUCUGAAGUCAACAAAUCUGUUUCCACACAAAUUGUGUCCAAUGUUCCCACUAAGGAGGUUGCCACUGCUGAAAUGGCUGUUUAUGAAGUUCAUGAGGUCAAUGUUUUAUAUCCAGUAGAAAGGUUAAAUGAAUUAGAAAGUAAUAAUGUGAGCCAGCAUCUGGUAAAAACUCAAUCUGAGGCAAAUGAAGCUGGGUCUUUAGAGAUACUCCCUGAAGGUGGAGCAGCUGUUGAAGAUGAAGGUUCUCUUCUCGGGGCACAUCAAGAUGAAAAAGAGCCCCAAGAAAUGAACUCUCAAGAAGUAGAAUCAACUGCUACAGUAUCAGAAGAAUGUACAGAUGGGGGUGUGGAGGAGGAAGUCCAGACACAAAUCAAAGAGCAAAUCAUCGAUCAAGUUCAAGUUGAGAGCCAAGAUCAACCAGUAGAGUCGGAUUUGCAAGAAUUACCGGCUUUAAACGAUGCCAUGUUAGAUUCAGAGGAGGGUAGUGGUCAAUUUCCUGAAAAGGAAGUAAUCAAGGAAGAUAUCACAGCAGAAGUUACUGACAAACCCAGAGAGGACACAGAGCCUGACGCUGAAUAUAAUGUUGAAGCGGAGAAGGAAAACCAACUACAAGCAGAUGCUCCUCAAACUGAACAUGCUGAAGAUCCUGACGUGUUAGAAACUGUACAAACAGCCUCAUUAGAUAUACAGGAGGGUUGUGGUCAAUUGAUUGAAAACGAAGAAGUAAAAAUAAAAGAUAUUCCAGCAGAUGAGAUGGUUACAGACAAACCCCAAGAGGAAACAGAACCUGCCCCUGAAUAUGAUGUUGGGGCAGAGACAGAAACCCAACUGCAAGCAGGUUCGGUGAAAUGUGAAGAUGCUGAAGAACCAAAAGUGUUAGAAGCUGAACAAACAUUAGAUUCAGAGGAUGGUAUUGCUCAUUUGCUUGAAAAUGUGGUAUUAAGCGAAGAUAUUCCAGCAGAAGAAACAGCUACACACAUUCGACAAGAGGAGAAAGAGCCUCUCACUGAAAAUAAUGUUGAGACAGAGACAGAAAGCAAAUUACAAGAAGAUUCUGUCAAAACGGAACAUGCUGAAGAACCAGAAGUGUUAGAACCUGAACCAACAGCCAUGUUAGAUCCAGAGGAAGGUAGUGCCCAGUUGCAUGAAAAGCAAAUCAUAUCAGAAGUUACCCCAGCAGAAGAAAUAGUUACAGACACACCACAAGAGAAAACUGACCCGGCCGAAGCACAUGUUGAAACAGAGAAUGAAACAGAGAAUGAAAACAAACUGCAAGCUGAUUCGGGCAAAACUGAACAGGCUGAAGAACCAAAAGAGUCAGUCACGUUAGAUUUAGAGGAGGGUAGCAUUCAACUGCUUGAAAAGGAAGUAACAUCAGACGAUGUUCCAGCAGAAGAAACAGAUACAGACAAACCCCAAGAGGACAUCAAGUCUCUCACUGAAUGUAAUAUUGAGGAAGAGACAGAAAAGAAAAUACAAGCCGAUGCUGCUGAAACUGAACACGUUGAAGAACCAGAAGUGUUAGAAGCUGAGCAAACAGCCUCAUUAGAUUCAGAGGAGGGUGGUGUUCAAUUACCUGAAAAGGAGGAACCAAGUGAAGAGAUUCCAGCAGAAACAACAGCUACAGACAAACCCAAACAGGAAACAAAGCCUGUUACGGAAUGUAAUGCUGAAGCAGAGGAGGAAAACAAACUACAAGCAGAUUCUGCCAAAACUGAACAUGCUGAGGAACUAGUCGUGUUAGAAACCACACAGGCAGCCUCUUUAGAUUCAGAGAAGGAUAGUGUUCAUUUACCACAAGAGGAAGUAUCAGAGGACAUUAAUGCAGCAGAAAUAAAGCAAGAGGAAAACCAUGUUGAGCUCAGUGGUGAGCCAGAAAACAAAGAACUGAAAACAGAUACUCCAAAUAUUGGACACCACCAAGUUGCAGAAGUUUUAGGGGCUGUACAAGUACCCAUAUUUGAGUCAGAGGAGGGUAGUGUUCAAUCUUGUGAAAGAGAAGUCACAUCAGAGACAACUAUAGAGGCAGAAACUAUUACAGAUGAACCCAAAGAGGAGACAGGGCCUCUCACUGAAGUCGUUGAACCAGUGGAUGCUUUUCAAACUGAAUAUGUUCAAGAACCAGUACAAGAACCAGUUCAAGAACUGGUACUUGAACAUGUUCAAGAACCAGUACAAGAACCAGUACAAGAACCAGUACAAGUACCAGUUCAAGAACUGGUAUUAGAAGAUGCACAAGUAGCACUGUUAGAUUCAGAAGAGGGUAGUGCCCAAUCACUUGAAGAGGAAGUGAUUUCAGAAUCGAUAUCACCAGAAGAAACUGUUGCACAUGAAGUAGCACGUGCAGCUGAAGGCAGUGCACAGUCAGAACUAUCAACAGGGGAUGUACAUGUUGAAGAACCGGAUGUUUUACCUGCUGAUGUAAAUGACACUGCAACUGAAAAAGAACCUGAGGUAGAGGCAUCUAUGCCUGAUCAUGUAGUCAAACCAGGUGCUGAGGAAAGUAGUGCUCCCAAUCCAGAACCCACUGAUUCAGUUACAGUUGAAAGUGAGACUCAAGUUGUGGCAGCUCUGAAUCAUCAGGCUUUAAACGGAAAUGAAGAUCAGGAAACAGAGGGUACACCUCAAGAUGUUCAUGUUGGCCAGGAAGACCACAUCCCUGAAGCUGUGGAUGAGAUACAGACAUUAACAGCAGUUCAUGUACCCUCUGUUAAUGAUGAAGCAUGUAGUGCUCAGGUCACAGAAAUAAAUGUAUUUUCUGAAGUAACCCCGACACCUUGUGUAGAAAAUGUCACAGUUUCACAUGAACCAAUUCACGAGCUGCAUCUCAGCUCAGUGCAAUCCAGUAUUGAGGAAGAAAGAGGUCAAAUUCGGGGUUUUGAGGUAAAGAGUGCUCCAGUUGAGCAUGCUGUAGUGGCCGAAGUGAUCACAUGUUAUCUAAAAGACAUCGCAGCUUCUAUACCUGACACUUUGAUAGAGACGACAUCAGACAGUCAUGAACCGUUGAUCGACUCUGUGGCAAGUGAGCUCGGGUUCAAUGAGACGAAUGAGACUGCAACACCAUUGGUGCAAAACUAUGUGACCAAGACGGGCGAGGAAGGUAGUGUGGUUAGGAUGAUGAAUGUGCCAUCGGUACAGUUUGAGGACAAUCACAGAAUUCAGGUGCAGGUGGUCGAUGUUGAUGUCAAAUCAGCCAAUAUGAAGGUUGACACAGUGCUAGAGGUAGUGGUAACAGAAACCAGAGAAGUUAUGGAUAUGUGUCACGAAACAGUUCAAGAAGUAGACAAACUUUCCGCCACAUCAGAGACUGAAGAGAAAAUAAGAUGCGAAGAAAACAAAGUGACCAUUCAAGUUAUUCAACAUGUAAGGGAGAGCUCACCAGAGACAGUACCUGAAUCAGAACUUGUCGACACGGAUCAAGACGUUAUUAAAGAGACGGAUGUUGUGACUGAGACAACUGAGAUACCUGAAAGUGAGUCAAGUGAAGUGGAGGGUCAAAAAGUGGUGGAGGAUAAGGAAAGACAAGAUGAAGGAUAUGAUGUCAUAAGUGAUGACUCCGCAACUGGACACGUGUUGGAGGAUCUCAUGCAAACGCCUGAUAUUCCAGAAGGGUUGGAUGUUUUGAUCCAUGACCCCAAAGAGGAAUUGGAAGAGCCUAAAGCUGAAGUGAAAAAGUCUGAAGCAGAUGUCUCGACGACAGAAUUGUCAUCCGAUGUGACGAAGAUAAAUGAGGAAGCACAAACUCCACAAAUUGAGAUUGUGAUGGCGAACACUGGAUUAGUAGUCCCCCAAAGCACUGGAGUGAUCUCAUCAGUAGGUAAUGUCGAGUCCCCCUCUAGCCUUUCGAUAGAAUUAAAAUUUAACAUACAGUUUGGACACGCAAAGGAACCGGCUUCUCCACCACCUUCAACAGAGAGAACUGAACCAAUGAAACUGACAGACGUGGCUGAGGUAGGCGUUCAGGUAGAAGAACCCAGUGAGGAAAUAAAUCCAGCACAAUCUGAAGAGAGACAGAAACAGACAGAGGGAACGGAGGUCGCAGUUCAGGGAACAGAAGUCACACAAGCAGCUGACUUAGAUUCAACAGAAAGACCAGUGAUCAUUAAUCAACCAGUACUUCUGGAUGUUGGCAUGCAAACAGUGCAAAUAGUGGAACCAGUAGAACAAAUCAAAUCAACAGAGAGAGGAACCCCCAAUGUCCAGGCGAAAGAAACAAUCCAAACAGUGAGGCAACAAGAGAAAAGAGGAGUGUUCCUGAGUCAGCCACUACUUUCUGAAGUUUGUGACCAAGAAACAAAAGCAGAGGAACCUGUUAAGCACAAGGAGGAGGAAAAUGACCAGGACGUGUGGAUGGAUGCAGAGGAGGACAUCAACAAUCAACAGGAAACGGGGAUGUCCCUUCACGAGAUGCAGGAACCUCCUCAACAUCAGGCGAUAAGUGACCAGGAGGAGAAAGUCGUUCUUGAAGCUGUAGAGGAGUUUGAAUUGGUUAAUUCCAGGAUUGAAGGAGAAGAAAGUCAAGAGGAGACGCUUGAAAAAGGAGAAACAUGUGAAACUGAGAGUGAAGGUGAAGAUUUUGCUGUUGCACUUGAGGAUCCAGAAACUGCUACUGCAAGGAUCACGACGAUGGAGUAGGAUUAAGUCUGUCAUUGACUGGUUGGACAAUCAAAAAGAAGAUUGUAAGGAGAAGACCUGACUGGCAGAAGAAAACUACAUUAGACAUCUUUUUUUUCUGUGUGUAGCAUGUCUGCUUUUAUUUGUUCAGUCCUAGUGAAGGUGGGAAGGCACUUAUGGGUCAGCUAAUGGUGCAGCCCAACUUUUUCCUGCUUUUAUUUGACAUUAAGCUCAACCCAGAAUAUUCCAAUAUUAACUGAUGGAGCUUAACAAUAGUUAAUUUUGAAUACCGAUAGAAUAGAAUAGAAUGUAUAUGUCAGGGAGAAUAUGACAGUAUUUUUUAUGAAAAAUCUGUCGUUUUUAUGGUAAAAUGCUUCGACAACAUCUGUGCGAGUGUUAAAAACAGAAUUCAUAAUGUAUGUGUCACAGGAACAGUACACACUAAUUUCUCUUGAUAAAUAUAUAGUAUAUGUAGAUAUUUAAUAUCUUUAAUAAUGUAUCAAUUUAUGUUAAUAAACUGUUUUAGCAUUCUCCAUUUUUGCUUAAAUACAUAAUUCCCAGUCAAUGCAUUUAAAAACAAUUAGCAGCAUUCUGCAGAUAUAUAUAUUUGUAUAUCUGUAUAUUAACUUGUACAUAAUGACAUAAUUUUUACUGUGACAAGUAUGAAAUAGAAAAAAAGAGCAUGAUGAGAGCAUGGCACAUUAGUUUUUUUCCAUAAUAAUUUACUCUCUAUAUUUCAUUUAUCUCAACAUACAGUAUGUAUUUAUCAUGAAUAAAACUAUAUUCAGCAGAGCCUCAAAAACAUUAACGGCAGCUUUACUUAUCAUGUUUUAUUUCCCAGCUUCUUGUGUCUGGUCUCAAUUAGCUUGUGGUAUCAAUGAUACUGUAAGUAUCACUUUGUGUGGUGUGGGUGAGAGAAGACAGAAAGUGAUGACAGGCUGUUUGUUGCAGAUCUGAUACGUAAUGUUGACUAAUUACAAAAUGCAAAAUAUAGACCUGUAUUAACUGUGUUUAUAUAUUUACUGCUGUUUUAUCAAUAAAACUAUAUUUGCAUAAAUUCUGUACA
Molecule: messenger RNA, 8630 nt
Organism: Hippoglossus stenolepis (Pacific halibut)
Lineage: Eukaryota; Metazoa; Chordata; Actinopteri; Pleuronectiformes; Pleuronectidae
Gene: akap12a
Product: A kinase (PRKA) anchor protein 12a
Exons: 4
Coding region: 200-7585 (2461 amino acids)
Biological process (GO): signal transduction; regulation of protein kinase C signaling
Cellular component (GO): cytoplasm
Molecular function (GO): calmodulin binding; protein kinase A binding
Source: RefSeq, a predicted model, not a curated record